CCGUGCGUUCUCCCGCGGCAGAGAAGUAAAGAACGAAGUGGAGUGAGAGAGAAAUGGGAGAGUGGAGGGAAGAAAAGGGGAAAAGAAAGGGGAACCCACGUGACCUGACCGCCGCCGCCGCCGCUUCUCCUCCCCUCCGUCCCGGAGGAGUACAAAAGUGGCCGCAUGGGUGCCCUCGGGAGAGUCGGGAGAAGUCUCCGGAGGCACACAACUCGGACGUCUCUGCUCUCCUCUCCCGUGGUUCCCCGUAUAACACCCGUGUGUGUCGUGAGCGCUCCCGUCUCUUCCCUACAAGGGACGUCCCACGCCGGAGGGAACACGCUCAUCGGCUCCCGCAUCUCGCCUUUCCCGACUUCCCCCAACGACACCAAAGAUGAGUGCCAGCUUCCCGGUGGUGCCCGCUCGUUGGCUGGCGGCUGCGCUGCUCGUGUGCUCGUUGGUGGCGCUGACGCAGCCAGGCAGCUGCGCGGCGCGCAACCUGCACAAGCGCUCCUUCCUCGAGCUCGGUUGCCGCGGGAACUUCGAGCAGUCGUACCUGGCCCGGCUCGAGCGCGUCUGCGAGGAGUGCUACCAGCUCUACCGCGAGCCGCAGGUCUACAACCUAUGCAGAGGCAGCUGCUUCAAGAACGAAAACUUUGACCUGUGCGCCGACGCCCUCCUUCUGAAAGACGAAAUGACCGAUCUUCGACGCAUGAUCAACUACGUCUACGGAUGAUCCAGAACCGUCCCGGCAUCUGCUUUAGUUCACGGGAAGCAGGCAGAGAGGAGGUCGAGGCAGUGUGUUCGCUAGAGAUAGUAGAUAAAGAGAGAGAGAAGAGAGAGAGUACAACUUUGAGAAAGGGUAGCUAAGAAAAAAAAAAAAAACUCAGCCUUCCUCUCUGACUACUUCGACUCCUUACGAUAGAAAAAACAAAACAAACAAAAACAAACAAAUCAACGAAACGACACAACGAAGAAAUGCAAAGCGACCACUCGUCGAACGCCCAUCGAACCAUCCGUCCACGAUAUAUACGAAAAGCGACAACGAACUUUCUGUUUAUUGUCUAUUGUAUAACUUAUUUAAUUAUUGAGUGUUUCUGAGAGAUUGAUUUGAGAACGAAUCAACAGAUCAUGAGUGUAGUGAGCGCACGCGAUAUAUUUGUUUUCCUUUUGUUCUGUUGUAUAGUAACCGCUCAUUGCGAAGUUCGUAAGACGGGGAUGCCGUCGCGCGAACUUGUGCUAUAGUGAGCACGCUGGCCUCGCGGCGUUAAUCUUCCUUUUGCUUUUGUUGUCAUUGUUUUUGUAUUCUUGUAUAUUGUUGCAUUGCGUUGUUUAUGCAAGAAGCCACGUGCUCCGUUGGAGAGAGUUCGUGAUGACGCCCGUGCGCAGCGUCAAAGUCGAUGCGCAUCGAAUCUCGGUUCUAGCCAUGCGACUAUUUGAUAGCAGCGGCUCGUCAAGAGCAACUACGCGCCUUAAGAGCGGCUUGGAAGGUCUGGAGGAAGCCGCGGUUCGGUGACGAUAAGUGCUAUGUUCUUAGUGUGAGUGCACACCUUCAAGGUUCCAGGUUCGAAUGCUUGCGAGCCCUGGGUCAGCUACGACGAUCCUAAUACAGUGAAUUGCCACUUUUGCGGUCCUCAAAGCAGUUGAACGUAUAAAUUGGUAGCCUUAUGGGUAUAGAUCGUGAAAAUGGAUCCUAGAUCGUGAAAAAUGGAUCCCGGCAACCACACACCGUCUCAGAUAAUCCGUGCAGUGCCACGUAAGGUACGGAUCGCGUCAGCUAACAAAUAGCUAGAACCAGGGGGAGGGCUGUCUAACUGUCCGCCGCUAAUCCGUUCGUUCCUGACGUCUGCUGAUUAGGAUUACGGAGGGAUUAACGGCCGAUCUCCUUUUCAUGUGGGGCAGAGCCGGUUCUCGUUCCUGAUUGGCUGACGAAACCGCUAGUUUUCAGUGCACUACAUAAUGUUCACGAGGUGGGGUAUAUACUGUUAUCCUGCUCCGCAAAAACGAAUAGACGAACAAACCGCCUAGCAGACGACGUAACAUUUAACGUCUGCUGCGGCUGAAAAAAAAAAAAAAAAGCUACGGAUUUCUGCACUUGUGUAUUGGAUUUUACCGGUAAAUACGUCGGGCUUGAUUUAAACGUGAGAUUCUAUCUUAGCAAUAACCUGAAUUAUGUAUGAAGGUCCUAACCCCAAGAACAUGAUCGGCUCCAAUCACUCCGAAUGUGAAAGCUGAAACGUACGGAAGUUAUUCAUACCGUGCUGAGAAAUUCGAGACCGAUCUUGGGCGAAAAGGAGGAAAAUGUUGUCUGUAUAUCUAGGGCUUGCCUGGCAGUACUUCAGGGAGAACUCGCAGGCGAACUGAUUAUAACGUUUAAACUUCAGGCUUUCACCUCUGCAAAACUGGUUGCCGAAAUUCGCGAACAGGCCCGCCAGCACUCCUUUGAAAAGACGUCGAAUUUUCAGUUGAAUAUUUAAUGCUUCAAAAUUAAAGGAUUACAAUAAUCAUUCAUUCAAGCCUCAAAUCACAGAGUUCUUGAUCAGAAUGAUCGAUUGGACGGUUGCACCGAUACCCUCGAAGGUUUCUGCGUUCUCACACCAAGGGCAUAGCUUAUCGUAGGAUCUGAUAACUCGAGAAAGUAACUUUUCGGACUUGUUCCUAUAUGCAGUUCUUUUUUUUUUUCCCUUAUUGCUGUUACAUUUCUGUUCAUUUUGUACAUACCGCAAGGACAUUCUGUCGUUUCUGUACAGGAGAAUGACUACUCUUUUAGACGAUUGCCUUUUUGCUGGUCACCGACUGAGAUUAAUUGAGGCUUGUGUUGUUUCUUUUAUCUUGUUUACGUGUUUUGUUGUUUUUAACCUUGAGUCUCAUCGCGUGUCUAUUCUGUGUUCUGCGUUGUCUUCAGAGAGACUAUACGCUUGUACAUAGAAAACAUACGUCUGUUGAGAACACAUCUUUUCAUUUUAAUUUAAUGCACGCUGUGCACAUAGGUCCGAGACUCGUGUAUUUUAUUGUAUAGAACCGAUACCGGCGAAUAUACGCCUCAUUUUUUUUUUUGCGCGCGCGCUGAGAAAAACAGUAUUAUUUAUUUAAUAUACAUCUUAUAUGCGCGUCUUAUUUAUGUUCUAAGUUAUGCAUAAACAUAUACAGGGUGUGAAAUGUGAAGGCGACUGAGAGUUUAAAGCGUGAUUGAGAGCCGAGAUUUAAAAGAAAAGGAGAAAAACGCCACCGCAUUUUAUUGCAGAACUGAUUCUUGAUAUUAAAUUGCAUCUCAACAGAAAGAGAAUCGAAGGCAACAAAAAGGUCAAUAGAAACACAAUUUAUACGACGAUUUUCUAAGGGUUGUUAAUAUUUAUUUUGUGAUAUUGUAGUUAUUCUGCGCUGAAUAAAUUGGUCUUUGUAGCCGGAUUCUUUACAAAUAAUGUUUUCGGAAUGUUUUUUUUUUUUUUUUAUUUUUAUGCCGGAGGUAAAGGAUUUCGGUUUUCUUUCUUUCUUUUUUUGUGCAAUGUAUUCCGCGCCUACGCGAUUUUACAUUUGUGCUCAGGAUGGUACGAUAAGACACUGAGAUACCGAAAGAUCCGAUUGAAAAAAGUAUAUGUUGAUAGGGCGAAUGAGACUAUGGUACAUCAUAUGUAGCACGUCUAUUUAUUUCCUCACGAUUCUGAACCGCUUUGUUCUCUUUGAUGAAAGUGUGCUUUCACCGCAUUUCUUUUGUAGAAAGAAAACAGAGUCGCUGUGGCAUUGGUUUACACUUGCUGUUCCUUAUGUACACGUAUGAUUUCUUUGUGUUCAUGGUUUCUGGCGGGGAAAAAAAAAAGAGGGAAAUAUGCACAAAUCACAAAACGAGAAUAUAUUAUAUAUAUUUACACUUGAAACAAGAAACAAACCAAGGAAAAAAACGGAACCUUGGAAACAUUUCCAAGAUGCCAAGGAAGGUGUCUCCUGCGAACGAGAAUGGGAGAGUGAAGAAAAAAAAAAAGAGAAAUAAACAUGAAAAAAA
Messenger RNA from Dermacentor silvarum, 3979 nucleotides. It is a transcript of the gene ITP, whose product is annotated as crustacean hyperglycemic hormone. Gene Ontology annotation, biological process: circadian rhythm. NCBI's taxonomy places the organism in Eukaryota, Metazoa, Arthropoda, Arachnida, Ixodida, Ixodidae. The coding region runs from base 374 to 715 and encodes 113 amino acids. The record is from RefSeq and is a predicted model, not a curated record. The transcript has 3 exons. Gene Ontology annotation, molecular function: neuropeptide hormone activity. Gene Ontology annotation, cellular component: extracellular region.